AAAGUUUAUCUGAAUUUAGUAUGAAGAAACAAGCUGCCAAAGCGCUGCCAAAGCGCUGGUAGUAUAGAAAAACAGAAUACCAGAGACAGCUAGCUCAUAUCUUUCCUUAUAAAAAGAGCCCAUCACAAAGAGUAAAUUCAUAUUAUCUACAAUUUCUGAAAGCUAAGCCUCAGAAUCCUAAUCCUCUAAAGUAGUGAUGGAAAUAGGAAAAAUGAUGAACGAGAAAAGGAUAUUAGUUGCAGUAGACGAAAGUGAAGAGAGCAUGCAUGCUCUCUCAUGGUGCCUCACCAAUCUUUUCCCUCAAAACAACAAAACCAUCCUCUUCCUCCUUUACGUCAAGCCUCCUCCCCCUGUUUACUCUUCCAUUGAUGCCGCAGGGUUCUUUUUUUCCGGAGAUGUUGUUGAAGCCUUGGAAAAAUAUGGCAAGGACUUGGCUACUUCAGUCAUGAGAAGAGCUGAAACUGUCUGCAAUAACUUCAACAGCAAUAUCAAGGUGGAGAAGAAAGUAGGAAGUGGUGAUGCCAAGGAAGUGAUAUGUGCUGCGGUGAAAAAACUUCAAGUGGAUAUGUUGGUCAUUGGAAGCCAUGACUAUGGGUUCCUCAAGAGGACUCUUCUUGGAAGUGUGAGUGACUAUUGUUCGAAGAAUGUCAAGUGUCCAACGGUUGUUGUGAAGCAGCCAAAGAAUGAGAAAAAUCUUGAUCACCAGAGUUAAGGCCUCUGUGUUGGCUAGAUUUCUAUUAAAGACUGUACGUCAUCCACUGAAGUCCUCAUCCUAACACGUCGAGAAGAUUGUCCAGAGAGUUGGAUAGCUUUUCUGUUGCUGUAAUGGUUAAGAGGAUAAAGUUGGAUACUCGCACACAUGUAGCUCUACUGAGGAGGAUUAAAGAGUAUACUUGUGUAUAUAUUAUGCAAAAAAUUCCUUGUAUGAUGUUACAUUAAAUGCUUUCAAAAAAAAACAGUUUGAUUGAAA
Molecule: messenger RNA, 970 nt
Organism: Daucus carota subsp. sativus
Lineage: Eukaryota; Viridiplantae; Streptophyta; Magnoliopsida; Apiales; Apiaceae
Product: universal stress protein PHOS32
Exons: 4
Coding region: 197-712 (171 amino acids)
Source: RefSeq, a predicted model, not a curated record